ACCUUAACUAUAAAUUAAAUAUGGAAAUGGAAGCAUUUGAUGAUCUCUGUAAGAAAUUAAAUAGCAUAGAAGGUCCUCAAAGAGAUGCAACACAUUGGAAACAAACUUUUAAUGAAUGGGAAUGUAAAGUUAAAGCUAAAGCAAGGAGAAUUUACCUUAGGAGAGAGAUGACAGGAGGUGGUGUCAGUCCAAAUGAGUUUUUGACAGCAUUGGAAGAAAAGCUGCUAAGUUUAAUAUCAAAAAUAUUGCUGUUUGGCCACCCAGAUAUUAUUGAGCUUGGAUUUCAAAAAUAUUCGAAAAAGCCAUGUAUAACAUAUAAAGUAAACAAAAAAUGCAGAAAAUAUUUGAAAACUAAGACAUGUGCAGUAUGGAAAUGGAAUGGUACACAGAUAACAAAAAGUUGGGAGAAACUUAAUGAAAGUUUAAGACUGUUAAUGGAAGCAGUUGAAAAUUUGGCAGGUGCGAUCCACUCACACCCAUAGUGGGUCACAAAAUGUUCAUAGUUCUAUAGUCUUUAACCUAGUAU
Photinus pyralis (common eastern firefly) is the source of this 526-nucleotide messenger RNA. RefSeq lists its product as uncharacterized. Lineage: Eukaryota; Metazoa; Arthropoda; Insecta; Coleoptera; Lampyridae. The transcript has 3 exons. Bases 21 to 482 code for a protein of 153 amino acids. The record is from RefSeq and is a predicted model, not a curated record.